GUACCUUUGACAGCCGUAUGCCCGACGCGUUUAACAAACUCGGUCAGCUGACUCGCUCCCCGUCUCAAUAUCCCCACUUCUUCUUCCACAAACAUCCGUCAUCCCCAUCUCUCUGGAUAGAGCUUCUUGUGUUGUGUUUCCGAUGGCGAUUCCACGCCCCAACCCCGUUCUCGCUUUCGUACUUUCUCUUUUUGUUCUCCGAGUGACCUUCGUUUAUCCUCUUUCUUCUUUCUGCCCCGUCGACAACUACCUCAUCGACUGUGGCUCCGCGGCCGACGCCACCCUGGACGUCGAUGGACGGUGUUUCACCGGCGACUCUUCCCAAUCUGGGGCAGGGUGCCUCUCUGCUGCCCGAACUAUUUCGCUGAGAGAUCAGAAUCCUCCUCUGGGUUCGUCCCCAAUCUACGAAACUGCUAGGGUUCUCACGAGGCCUUCAAGGUACGAGUUCAAGAUCAGAGACAAAGGGACCCACAUGGUACGUCUCCAUUUCCACCGAUUUGACUCUGUCCGGUAUAACCUCAGCGGAGCCCAGUUUCACGUUUCUGCCAAUGGGUUUUUGCUUUUGAGCAAUUUCACCGGUCAGACCACGGAGAGGCCUGUAAUUAAAGAGUACAUGAUCUGGGUUGAUGGAGAAAAGCUUGUAAUUUCCUUCACUCCCACGAAAAUAUCGAAAAUUGCGUUUGUUAAUGCAAUUGAAGUUAUUUCUGCACCCAAGGAUCUGAUUGCCGAUACUGCCCAGUUUGUAGAUCAUGAGAAAGUUGUGAGAAUUGAUGGAUUGACAAAACAAGCGCUUGAAACUGUGUAUAGGAUUAAUGUUGGAGGUCCUAAAGUGACCCCUUUCAACGAUUCUUUGUGGAGGACUUGGGUUCCUGAUGAUGAGUUCUUAGUAUUGAGGAAUGGGGCAAACCGCGUGUACUCGAGUGCCCGGAUCAGAUACCAAGUGGGAGGGGCAAGCCGUGAAAUCUGUCCGGAUAAUGUGUAUAACAGUGCCCGAGUGAUCAGUAGUGGGAAUGCAUCAGUACCCAACUAUAACAUUACGUGGGUGUUUCCUGUGGCUGAAGGUUACAAAUAUCUUGUUCGAACACAUUUUUGUGAUAUUGCCAGUAUUUCGCUUGGUUUGCUCUAUUUUAAUGUUUAUGUUAAUGGGUAUUUGGCAUAUGAAAACUUGGAUAUGUCCUACCUUACAAAUAUGGUGCUGGCUUCUCCGUUCUAUGCAGACUUUGUGAUUGAUGGAGAUAAUUUGGAUGUUUUGACUGUAAGUGUAGGUCCUUCAAAUAGCAGUUUUCCAUAUAACAUUGAUGCAAUUCUUAAUGGGGUUGAGAUUAUGAAGAUGAAUAAUUCAAUGGGUAGUCUUGACGGGAAGCUCUCAGCAGAAUCUGUUUUGAAGGGUUGCCCUAGGAGGAAUAUUGGUGUAUUGGUCCCACUGGUUGCUGCAGCGUGCUUGUUGCUGGCUGCAUCUGCAGUUAUGCAAAGAAGGAUUAGGGUAAAGGACUCAGUGGGUUGGUCACCAUUGCCAGUGGAUAUUUCGGAAAUUCGUUUAAAAAGUGGCAGUCAAAAGUAAUCAGGUAAGUCAUAAGAAUUAAUGUGGUGUUUUGGAACUUACUGAAGCAUGUUGUCAGACUGAAACUAGAGAUCCCUUUAGUAUCUGUGUGACCAAAGGUUACAGUGAAUUGGAAUUUGGAGUUUCAUGAGCUGCACUUGUUUGAAGGGCGUUGUACCUGUAUUUGUAAGUAUUUGUUUGAUUAUAGCUUGGUGUAAUGAGCUGGAACUGUUUCUUGUUUCUUUGGGGACAUCGGAUAAUGAUUAAGCUCAUAUAUCUAAUAUCGGUUUCUGCGAUAUUAUAUUGCUGUAUAAUUUCAGUGUUACACUAUCAUUUUUUAAGUGUGUUUCGACAUUAUCUAAUUAUGUUUAUUGUUUUCUCAAACUGAAAAAAUGGUUUGUUUCUAUAAAGUUAGUGGGCAUUACCAAA
This is a messenger RNA of Malania oleifera, 1969 nucleotides long. Its product is annotated as probable receptor-like protein kinase At5g24010. The transcript has a single exon. The coding region runs from base 143 to 1561 and encodes 472 amino acids. Lineage: Eukaryota; Viridiplantae; Streptophyta; Magnoliopsida; Santalales; Ximeniaceae. The record is from RefSeq and is a predicted model, not a curated record. Gene Ontology annotation, molecular function: protein kinase activity.